UCUUUUAUUCUUGUCGGUCCUGUGCUACCCUUAAGCCUUAUUGAACCUCAUCAAACAAUCCAAGAAAGAAAUGGCCUUACAUGGAGACCUGGUGCUAGGAUGUUUUAUCACAAUUGUCCUGAUGAAUUUUCAGAAAUCAUGGGCUAUUACAGAGAAACAUGUGAUCAUCCAGAUGGAGACCUAUAUGAAACCUGAUAUAGCAGGAGAGUUUAUGUUUGACUUUGAUGGGGAUGAAAUAUUCCACGUGGAUGUUAAAAAGAGAGAGACAGUCUGGAGGCUAGAAGAGUUUGGGAGGUUUGCCAGUUUUGAGGCUCAGGGUGCACUGGCCAAUCUAGCUGUGGACAAAGCCAACCUUGACAUCUGGAUUAAGCGCUCCAACAAUACCCCAAACACCAAUGUACCUCCAGAAGUAACAGUCCUCCCACAGAAGCCUGUGGAGCUGGGAGAGCCCAACAUCCUCAUCUGUUUCAUUGACAAGUUCUCUCCACCUGUGGUCAAUGUCACAUGGCUUAAGAAUGGAAAACCUGUCACCACAGGAGUAUCAGAUACAAUCAUCCUGCCCCGGGAUGACCACCUUUUUCGCAAGUUUCACUAUCUCACCUUCCUGCCUUCCAGUGAGGAUUUCUAUGAUUGCAAGGUGGAACACUGGGGGUUGGAUGAGCCUCUUCUAAAGCACUGGGAGUUUGAAGCACUAAGCCCCCUCCCAGAGACAACAGAGAACGUGAUGUGUGUCCUGGGGCUGGUUCUGGGUCUGGCAGGCAUCAUUUUGGGGACCAUCUUCAUCAUCAAGGGAGUGCGCAAAGGCAAUGCUGUUGAACGUCGAGGGCCUCUGUAAGGGAUAUACAGGCAAUGGAAUGUCUACAGAGAAAACCAAUGAAAAAAUGUCUGUUUUAACAGUUUUAUAAACAUGGCAAUACUCCUGUUGUUCACCUCAGUGAAGACAAACCUGCUUCCGGAUUUUCCAGCUCUUUGCUUAUCCUAAGAGUACUGAUACCUCUCCACUAUCUCCAUAUUCUCCCAUCUAGUGUUGUCUAUUCUCCCAUCUGUGUAUGGUUUUCAUCCAUUUCCACUGUCAUUUUAUUUCACCAUAUAAUAUAACAAGCCAUAUAAUGGAACCAUAUAAUGGAACAAGCCCCAUAGGACCCUUUCACGGAUAUGGGACCUUUUGGAUAUUCAUGUAUACUUAUUACUUGUGAUUUCUUCAAGCUUUGAUUGUGAUCUCUCUUAAUGCAAUAAACUGUUGGAUGGUGUGAA
Molecule: messenger RNA, 1254 nt
Organism: Erinaceus europaeus (western European hedgehog)
Lineage: Eukaryota; Metazoa; Chordata; Mammalia; Eulipotyphla; Erinaceidae
Product: mamu class II histocompatibility antigen, DR alpha chain
Exons: 5
Coding region: 71-835 (254 amino acids)
Biological process (GO): immune response; antigen processing and presentation of exogenous peptide antigen via MHC class II; positive regulation of T cell activation
Cellular component (GO): membrane; MHC class II protein complex
Molecular function (GO): MHC class II protein complex binding
Source: RefSeq, a predicted model, not a curated record